AUGAAUCAAAAUAUAAAGGAUAAUUUAUGUCGUUUUUUGAAAGCAGAAGGCACCUAUAAGGAGGUCAAACCCUACCUUGAAAAAAUAUAUUAAAAGGAUCAGUAAUACUUAAUUCAAUAUUUAGAUAAUAUUAUGAACCAAUAUGUUAAGCUAUUGUAUCUGCUUUUAGAGAAUAAAAUCCUAUUUAAUGUUUUUUAGCAGCUAGAAUGGCAAAGGAAGCAAUAGAAAAACAAAAUAAUGAUUUUUUAACUGUCUUUCAAGAUAUCUGUCUUCAAGAGUAUGAAUAAUUGGCAGGAGAUACAUUAAAUAUAAGACUGCAUGAUAAAGCAAAUUAAUUUUUUAAAAGAAGUAAUGAUGCUAGCAGUUAUGGAAUUAGCUUUUUUCAUUUGAUUUUAGAAAGUAUUCAUUUUUGGGCUAGGUAAUAUUAAAAAAAAAAUGAUGGAUUCACUCCAACUAAAUUCUACUAAACUUAUUAAAAUCUUAUGAAUAAAGGAAUAUAAUUUCCUUAAGCUAAUUACUUUGAAGCAUAACCAACAAUCAACAAUAAUAAAAAUAAUAUCGUAAAUAAAUUAGAUAUAGUAAAUGAUCUAGAAAAUUAAUUAAAAUUGAUGAAAGAAUAACAUGAAAUAGAACUAUCUGUAAGAGAAUAAACUUACGCUAUAGAACUUUAUAAUUUAUAAGAAGAAAAUAAUAAUUAUAAAAAUUUUAAACAAAUAUUAGAUGAAUAGAUAUAGGAUUAUAAAAGAAAUGAAGAUAAACAUAAAAAAGUAUAAUAAGAGUUUCGAGAAGCUUAAAUAUAAUUGAAAUAAUUAGAAAUCGAAGUAAAAAAUAGUAAAUUACAAGAGGAAUAAUUAUAAAAAGAAUUAAAAGAGAAAAAGAAUUUAUAAUAUUAAAUUUAAUAACAAAAUGAAUAGAUUAAAGAACUUUAACAAAAUAACUAGAUAUUAAAAGAUAGAAUAUAAUAAUAAGAGAAUAGAAUAUAACCUUAAAAUGAUUUACUACUCUAAAAUUAAAUCAAAGAACUCUAAAAAAACAAUAUGACUCUUAAAACAGAGUUGGAUAAUAAAAUUAAAGAAAUUCAAGAAUAAAAGAUUUAGUGCUUAGAAUAAGAAUAAAAUAUUUAUUAGUUAAAAUUAUAAUUGAAAGCAAAAGAAAAAUUGAAUUCUGAAGCAAAUGGAUAUAAAAAUUAUGAAGAAAAAUAAAUUAUAUAAAAAUAUGAAUAAAGUAUUUAAGAUUUAAAAAGAAGUAUUAAAUAACUAGAAGGAGAAAAUAAAUUUUAUGCCUAAAAUUUAUAGGAAUAAUAAAAGAAGAAUCAAAAUCUUGAAGUUUAAAUUUUAAAUUCAUAAUAAAAAUAAUUAGCUUCUGAAAAUAAGAUUAAAGAAUUAUAAGAAUAAUUAGAUUAAUUAAAGUAAAUAUCUCCAAUUAGAUCUAAUUCAAGUAGAGCUUAAGUUAAGUAACAUAGUGCAACUCAAUUUUAAAAUUUCUUCCCUGCAGAACCAUAAAGAAAAUAUAUUAAAAAUUUUAAUCUACAUUAUGAUUUUUAGGAAGAUUUCAAUUAAUUGUUUACAAAGCCUAAACCUAUAGAAGUAGAAAAUAUAAAUGCAACAAUAUUCUUUCCCUAUAAGACACCAGAGUAAUAUUAUUCUAGCAUCCCUGUCAGAUAACAUAAGGGAACAGAAAUUACUUAUUAAAAUUAAAUUAGUGUAUUAAAAGAUUUGAAAUAAAAAAAUAAAUAUCUCUUCUAAAUUUUCCAUGUUAAUAGAACAACAAAUUAUUUCAUCGAUUUACCUUCAAUUUAAGUGGCUAUUGUAAAAUAGGUUUAAAAAUUAGGGGAACAAUACUAAAUCUGUUAUGGAAUUUAUUUCAAAACAGAAGAAUAAUCUAUCAAUUUAUCAGGAAAAUUUAUAAUUUAAGAUAGAAUGUUUUAUUGUCUUUCAUCACCUUAAACAGAUUUUAACGUUACUUUAACAAAGAAAUAGCAAUACAUACUAGAAUAUUCAAUCAAUGAUAAAUGUAAAGAAUUAGAAGAGCUACUUGUUCUUGAAAUAAUUUAUAAGUAAAAAAUGAUUAUUACAUUAGAGAAAAAAUAUAAUAAUUGUUUCUUCCAAUAUCUUUAUUAGGUUUAAUUGAUUUUUAACAAGUAACUAAGGAAACUUUUAAAAAAUGCUGGAAAUAAUUUUAAAUCUUAAGGUCAAAAAAAUUCAAUUAUAAUUCUUUCGUUUUACCAUAAUAUGAUAGUAUUUUACAUAUUAGCAAAUGUUUUAUUCUAAUAAAUAAAGAAAAAUUAAUGCCAUAUUUAUAAGGAAUUGAUGAAAUAAAAUAUGGAGCAUAAUUUAAGUUAUUAGGUUCAUAAUUAGAAGGAUUACUUAAAUUUGAAUUUAUCCCAUAAAAUUAAAUGAUUAUAUAUUUAGGAGUUAGAAAAGAGAAACAUCAUUAAUUUUAGUAUCUAAUAAAUAAAAUAAUCAAUUCUUAUCAUUCAAUAUUUUAGUCAAUAUGA
Molecule: messenger RNA, 2497 nt
Organism: Paramecium pentaurelia
Lineage: Eukaryota; Ciliophora; Oligohymenophorea; Peniculida; Parameciidae
Source: the annotation of a GenBank genome assembly